CUACAGUUUCACUGCUGAGAUUUGCGAGCGCGGAGGAGGAGCUGUCAAAGUUUUCAGCCAAGUCGAACGACGUUUCUUCAGAAGACGAGAAAAGAAGAUCUCUGGCCACUCUGAAACCAUAAAAAAGAAGAUCUAUUAACUAUGGAGUGAAGAUCGAAAGGUUUAAAACAUAAGACAUGGCACGGUCAACUGAGAUUGGAUUCUGCUUUAUUUUACUGCUUUCGUGGAGCCUGUGUGCAACGCCGGAUAAGAAAGUUUGUCAGGGAGCCAACAACAAACUGGCUCUGCUUGGAACAGUGGAUGAUCAUUAUCAGAUUCUAGUGAAGAUGUACAGCAACUGCACAGUGGUUCUGGAAAACCUGGAGGUUACGUACAUGACAGAGAAACAUGACUUGUCUUUCCUCAGGAGUAUUCAAGAAGUUGGUGGCUAUGUUCUAAUAGCUGUCAACACAGCUCCCAGCAUCCCUCUUGAGAACCUGCGCAUUAUCCGUGGCCACACCCUUUAUGAUGACAAAUCCGCACUGGCCGUCCUAUUAAACUCCAACAGCAGCAGUGGACAAGGCGUGAACCAGUUGUCACUGACAAGCUUAACUGAAAUACUGAAGGGUGGAGUCAAAUUUGCCAGUAACAAUCAUUUAUGUAACGUGGAGACCAUCCAGUGGACUGACAUUCUCAACAUGAAAAGUCAUCCUAACAUUGAACAGCCAGCACCUAGUUAUGAUAAACGCUGUAAGAAGUGUGACCUGAGUUGUUACAAUGGCUCCUGUUGGGCUCCAGGACCUCAAAACUGUCAAACAAUGACUAGGGUGAUCUGCGCAGAACAAUGUUCUGGAAGAUGUAAGGGACCCAAACCCAUUGACUGUUGUAAUGAGCAUUGUGCAGCGGGCUGCACCGGACCCAAACCAACCGACUGUCUGGCUUGUAAAGACUUUCAGGAUGAUGGAACAUGCAAGGACGCAUGUCCACGGCUCAUGCUGUACGACCCCAACACACAUCAGCUCGCUCCCAACCCUGACGGGAAGUACAGCUUUGGAGCAACGUGUGUCAAGAAAUGUCCACACAAUUAUGUGGUGACUGACCACGGGGCCUGUGUAAGAACAUGUAGCCCUGGCACCUCUGAGGUGGAUGAGGGUGGAGUUCGGAAAUGUAAGAGGUGUGAUGGCCUCUGUCCAAAAGAGUGUGAUGGGUUGGGAAUGGGGCCCCUGAACCAUGUCCUGUCAAUCAAUGCCAGCAACAUCGACUCCUUUGAGAACUGCACAAAAAUCAACGGAGGUGUUGCAAUACUCACCACGACUUUUAAAGGUGACCAACAUACUAAAACUCCAGAAAUGGACCCAGCCAAGCUCAACGUAUUUGAAACUGUUAAAGAAAUCACUGGCUACCUGAUGGUUCAAACGUGGCCGAAGAACAUGUCGUCCCUCAGCCCCUUUGAAAACCUGGAGAUCAUCCGUGGACGAAUGAAACAGCAAGGUACAUUUAGCUUUGCUGUCACCAGAACCUCCAUUACACACCUGGGCCUGCGGUCUCUGAGGGAGAUCAGUGAUGGUGAUGUGGCCAUCUCUCAGAACGAACGUCUCUGCUACACCAGCUCUGACCACUGGAAACGUCUCUUUAAGUCCUCAUCUCAGACCGUCAAAAUGUCCUCAAAUGCUGAUGCUGCCUCCUGUGCAAAUCAGAACAGCACAUGUGAUGAGAUGUGCACAGCUGAUGGCUGCUGGGGUCCCGGACCCACUAUGUGCUUUGACUGUAAACAUCACAACCGUAAAAGCUGUUGUGUGGCCUCCUGUAACCUGUUUGCUGGUGAGCCACGAGAAUAUGAGGUGAAUAAGACAUGCAUUGAGUGUGAUCCUGAGUGUCUUCUUAUGAAUGAAACCCUGACCUGCGCCGGCCCUGGACCUGACAAAUGUCGAGUGUGUGCGAACUAUAAAGAUGGACCGCACUGCGUACCACGCUGCCCGCAAGGCGUACCGGGAGAGAAAGACUUACUCAUUUGGAAAUAUGCUGACAAGAUGCGAGUGUGCCAGCUCUGUCACGAGAACUGCACCCAAGGAUGUACUGGGCCUGAUCUGAAAGACUGCAAAGACUUUAAAAGUUCGGGAUUGUCCAUGAUCGCCGCUGGUGUGGUUGGAGGUCUGCUGGCUUUUGUUAUCCUGGCUCUUGGAGUGGCUGUAGUAAUGCGCAGACGCCACAUCAAGAGGAAGAGAACCUUACGCCGACUUCUUCAAGAAAGAGAGCUCGUGGAGCCUCUGACCCCCAGCGGAGAAGCCCCCAAUCAGGCCCUGCUGCGCAUCCUCAAAGAGACCGAGUUUAAGAAGAUCAAAGUGCUUGGCUCAGGAGCUUUUGGUACUGUGUAUAAGGGUCUGUGGGUUCCAGAGGGGGAGAACGUGAAGAUCCCUGUAGCUAUUAAGGUCUUGCGAGAGGCCACGUCUCCUAAAGCAAACAAAGAGAUCCUGGAUGAAGCCUAUGUGAUGGCCAGUGUCGAUCACCCUCACGUGUGUCGGUUGCUCGGCAUCUGUCUGACCUCCACUGUUCAGCUCAUCACCCAGUUGAUGCCGUACGGCUGCUUGCUCAACUACGUAAGAGAAAACAAGGACAACAUCGGCUCGCAACACCUGCUCAACUGGUGUGUGCAGAUUGCUAAGGGAAUGAGCUAUUUAGAAGAGCGCCAUCUUGUGCAUAGGGACCUGGCAGCCCGUAAUGUUCUGGUGAAGACCCCUCAGCACGUGAAGAUCACUGAUUUUGGCCUGGCCAAGCUGUUAAGUGCUGAUGAGAAGGAAUAUCACGCAGAUGGUGGGAAGGUGCCAAUAAAAUGGAUGGCGCUUGAAUCUAUCCUACACAGGACAUAUACCCACCAGAGCGACGUCUGGAGCUUCGGUGUGACAGUCUGGGAGCUGAUGACUUUUGGAACGAAGCCCUACGAUGGAAUUCCUGCUAGUGAGAUUGCAGAAGUGCUUGAGAAAGGAGAACGACUUCCACAGCCCCCUAUCUGCACCAUUGAUGUCUACAUGAUCAUGGUCAAAUGUUGGAUGAUCGAUGCCGAGAGCAGACCUCGCUUCAGGGAGCUCAUCGCUGAGUUCUCCAAAAUGGCACGUGACCCGUCCCGCUAUCUUGUCAUUCAGGGUGAUGAUCGGAUGCACUUACCCAGCCCUUCGGACUCAAAGUUCUACCGCAGUUUUAUGAGCAGCGAACUGGAAGAAACCCUUGAUGCAGACAAGUAUUUAGUGCCCCAUCACAGCAGUUUCUUCAGCAGCCCGAGCACCUCUCGCACACAGCUGCUACACUCUGUGAGUCUCAACAGCAGCGUUGGAAACUGUCAGAGCAAAAAUGGGAAUGGCUUCCCGGCGAGAGAGAACAGUCAGGUCCUGCGCUACAUCCCAGACCCGACAGAACAGUUUGAGGAGGGAGACUUCCAGGCUGCUCCAGAAUACAUGAACCAAAAUGGCUCACUGAUGUCAAACAUGAACAACCCUAUAUACCAGCACCCAGGACCCCCCCGCACACUUCAGCACUCUUCAUCUGUGCUAGAUGAAACCGAGGAAGAAUAUCUCAACUGCUUCAAGAGCCCCGUUUCUCCUGCCGCCGCCCCACCCGAGUAUCUCAACACCUCCCACACCCAGCUCCUCUCCAGCCACUCCUUCUUCAACAUGCAUGGCUUCAAUCCACAGAACAGCAUGGACAACCCGGACUACCAGCAGGACUUCUGUCCCCUGGAACUCAAAACACACAAAAACGGUCGCUUGCCGGCCGCAGAAAACGCGGAAUACAUGGGGUUGGAAGUGCACUAGCACAUUGCGGAGAAGAUGGACUGUUAAAAUGAGCCACUUUAGAUAAAAGAUGGAAGGGCAUCUAUUUAUAGCAGAAGCACUGGCAAUUAGAUUGCCGAGUUGAUGAACUGUUGUUUGUCCUCCGUCGAGAGCAGGACAAGCUUUUGAUUUCCUUGGUAACCUUUCAGAUAGCCUUGAGUCUUUCUGAGCUAGACGUAGAUGCUGAUGUGGAUUGAAUAAGUGUGGCCCAGGAUACGACGACAGUUCCCACGUUGAUGCCAGUAGAAAUUCUGAAAUUGCAUCCCAUGGAACAAGUAGCUUGCGGACACCUCUGUUUAAAGACUCUUUUUAAGAAAAAUAUGAUUUCAGUCGUAAUUAAUGUUUCUCUUUCACUUCAAAAUAUGCAUUACAACAAUGUACUGAGCUCAAAUGUGUUUGUUAUAAAAAACAUUAUUUUUAUGUGUAAGCUGAACCCGGAGACUGUUUAAAGCCUCUCUGCUGUGAAUGAAAGACAAUUAUGUUGUAAAAUGUAAAAGAUUUCACUUGUCGUCUUUUUGCUGGAAAUGUUGGUUGUGUGGACAGGGUCAUUGCUUAAAUUUACAAUACUGGGAGAAAAUAAUAAAGGUGGGCUCCGGUCAGCAGUGUAAAGACAAAUUUAGCUGACCCCUUUUAUCGCGGGGACAGGAUGUCCCGCAUCUGCCUGUGAAUGGUAAGAAUUAGCCUUGUCCCAAGACCAACAUAGGACUGGUACAUGUACAGAACUGUAAUAUAUGGCUGACAUUUGCGUCAUUGUAUCUAACAGAGUAUUUUAUCUUUUGUGAUUAAAAACACUUACAGGGUCACUCAUA
Triplophysa rosa is the source of this 4612-nucleotide messenger RNA. RefSeq names its product epidermal growth factor receptor a (erythroblastic leukemia viral (v-erb-b) oncogene homolog, avian) (gene egfra). Gene Ontology annotation, biological process: cell surface receptor protein tyrosine kinase signaling pathway; multicellular organism development; cell differentiation. Lineage: Eukaryota; Metazoa; Chordata; Actinopteri; Cypriniformes; Nemacheilidae. Gene Ontology annotation, molecular function: epidermal growth factor receptor activity; ATP binding; epidermal growth factor binding. The transcript is spliced from 28 exons. The record is from RefSeq and is a predicted model, not a curated record. Bases 177 to 3785 code for a protein of 1202 amino acids. Gene Ontology annotation, cellular component: signaling receptor complex; basal plasma membrane.